Messenger RNA from Rhopilema esculentum, 1606 nucleotides. Its product is annotated as dynein regulatory complex protein 9. Gene Ontology annotation, biological process: cilium organization. NCBI's taxonomy places the organism in Eukaryota, Metazoa, Cnidaria, Scyphozoa, Rhizostomeae, Rhizostomatidae. Gene Ontology annotation, cellular component: cytoplasm; motile cilium. The record is from RefSeq and is a predicted model, not a curated record. Gene Ontology annotation, molecular function: protein binding.
GCUAGUCCAGAAAACCAAACUAUUUUAUAAGUGAUGUCUUCAUAAAAUCUUUCUCGAGAAUUGUUGAAUUUUGAUUCCAUUACCUAAGAAAGAUUGAAAGUGCAUCGUGAAAUACCUUAAAGGUGUUACGAAUUGGCAGAUAUAUGGCAAGAUAAGGACAAAUGUACUGUUGGAGGUAAUAUUGCUUUUCAUAACUGACGUCAAACAAAGAGCGCUCGAUUCAGUCUUCCUGUGAGCGUCAAAUGUUGUUGAUGUAUGCAGUUGUUGUUAUGGCUACUCCUAGGCCUAGUUGGACACGAUACUUUACGAGAAUAAAAGCACGACUACUAUGUGAUCAUACCGACUUGUGAGAGGUAAGAUGGACUACAAACUUUCAGCUUUGGACACAAUUCAUGUGUCUGCAGUUCUGGAAGACUGUGUUGACCAGUUGGCUAUCCUUGGGAGCAUAAUACCAGUCUCUUCAGAAAAUCACAGAGGACAGCUUGUUAGCAAUGAUAUACUUGGGCUAAUUGAAGGCCAAGAAGAGCUUGAAAGAAAGUAUGAGACUUUGGUUUCAAGUAAAGCCCCAAAAUCACAAGAACUGGAAAAUGUUUCAAAGGCUUUGCAAAAUCACACUAAAGCUCUGAGCAGAAGUUUUCGCCAGGCCACUGGUGCAAAUGACACACUGCAGAAAAUACAGUCUGAUAGAAAAUUUCUUCUUGACAUUUUGAAUGAAACCCUCAACGAAAUAAAGGAAGAGCAGACUUUCUCCACUCUUGUUAAUGCUGUCAGUGAAGAAAAGAGGAAGAAAACAGAGUUGCAAGAUAUUAUCAUUAAGGAAGAGCAAAGUCGAAAGAAAGUUAGAAAUUUGCAAAAGCAACUUUUGGAAGUCAAAAAAGAAAAAGAAAUUGAAGUUCAGAAGCGCAAAGAAAUGAUUGCACACCUGAAAGAUCAGCUGCAGGAAACUAAAGCAAAGACAAGCAUGGAAACAAAAUAUAUAAAGAAGGAUGCAGAGGUUCGGGUGAGCUGUGCACAAAAGCAGUGUCAGAAAACUGAAUCUGAGUUAAAAGAAGAGAUAGAGGUCUUAAAGCAAAAAGUGGAUGAAGAAGCACGUGUGAACAACGAAAUCGAAUCAUUUUUAAGACAGCAUUAUGCGAUGCUAGAAGAAAAAUUGGAAUAUUGGAUGGAAAAAUAUGACAAAGAUGUAGAAGCAAAACAGCACGAGCUUGAUGUUCUUAAAGCCAACAAAUCUCACGAUCUGGCACGUUUACAAGAGCUCACUUUGAAGUAUAAUGAGUACGACAAAGUUGUCAUGGAAGAUAGACGGGAAAAGGAAAUUGAAAGAAAAAAGGCUGAGCAAGAACUGGAAGAGCAAAGAGCUUGUACAAAGAUACAGUCAUGGUGGCGUGGUGUUAUGGUGCGUCGUCAGCUCGGCCCAUACAGCAAAAAGAAGAAAAAGAAAGGAAAAAAGGGAAAGAAAUCCGGUAAAAAAGGUGGAAAGAAGAAAAAGAAGUAAUCAAACGAAUCGACGCUAAUUUGUACAUAUAUUUUUAAUUAAAACUUCCGUUAUUAUUUGUGAUAUUGUUUCUUCAAGAAUUUAUGCUGGAAAUUAAAACCAAUGGCUAGA